UUCAGGGCCGUGUGGCUGCGGGGGCUGCACUUUAAGGACCAGGUCCUGGCGAACCCUAGCAGUCACUGUGUAAUGGACUUUAGCGUUUCUUCACUGGAAUUCCAGACGCCGACCCGCGGGGCUUCGGCGGCGCUGUCCGUGUGAGGCCGUGCCGCCGGUCCACUGCCCUGUGCUGGGCGCAGGGACGCUGUGCAGAGCGACGCAGAGCCCUUUGCCAGCAUGCAAGCCCUUCCCCAAGUUCCUUCUUGGCUGAGUACUGUGGGAUGAACAGUCUUCCUGGAUGUUGCCUAGAAAUGGCAAGAAGUCUUUUGAAGACAUCGCCUAACCCUGUAAAGACAAAAUUGCUGCAUCAGAUAGGAUUGUCACUUUAUAAUACUUCUCAUGGCUUCCAUGAAGAAGAAGUGAAAAAAAAACUUGAACAGUUUCCUGGUGGAUCCAUUGACCUUCAGAAGGAAAACAAUGGCAUUGGCAUUCUUACUCUGAACAAUCCAAGCAAAAUGAACGCCUUCUCAGGUGUUAUGAUGCUACAACUUCUGGAAAAAGUGAUUGAAUUGGAAAAUUGGACAGAGGGGAAAGGUCUCAUUGUCCGUGGGGCAAAAAAUACUUUUUCCUCAGGAUCUGAUCUGAAUGCUGUGAAAGCACUAGGAACUCCAGAGGAUGGAAUGGCCAUAUGCAUGUUCAUGCAAAACACCUUAACACGAUUUAUGAGACUUCCUUUAAUAAGUGUUGCAUUGGUUCAAGGUCGGGCGUUGGGUGGAGGAGCAGAAGUUACUACAGCGUGUGAUUUCAGAUUAAUGACUACAGAGAGUGAGAUCAGAUUUGUCCACAAGGAGAUGGGCAUAAUACCAAGCUGGGGUGGUGCCACCAGGCUGGUUGAGAUCAUCGGCAGUAGACAAGCUCUCAAAGUAUUAAGUGGGGCCCUUAAGCUGGAUUCAGAAAAAGCAUUCCAUAUAGGAAUGGUGGAGGACAUCUUGCAGUCUUCAGACGAAACCGAAUGUCUCAAAGAGGCACAAGAGUGGCUACAGCAGUUUAUCAAGGGGCCACCAGAAGUAAUCAGAGCUUUGAAAAAAUCUGUUUCUUGCUGCAAAGAGCUUUGUUUAGAGGAGGCAUUACAGAGUGAGAGAGAUCUUCUAGGAACAGUUUGGGGUGGACCAGCAAAUUUAGAGGCUGUUGCUAGGAAGGGAAAGUUUAAUAAAUAAUUUUUUAAAAUAGCACGUUAAAACCCCAAUGAUCAAUAUGGAUAAAAGUUGAAUGAUAUCAAAUAUGAAUGUCAAAACUACUUAGAAGGUAAUAUUAGUAUUUGUAGUAUAACAACUGUUUGACUACUUGAACUCAGUUGGCCUCGCUUUCAGUUUAUUCAGGUAGUUGCUAAGUGAUUCUGAACCUCUAAAAUACACUUUUGGCUUAAACAGUCAUUAAUUCCCAGAUUCCCAUGAUAGUUACCAGGCUAUAACCAGACUAGUUUUUGAAAGGAAAAACUACACAAAACCUAUUCCUGGUGUUCUUUCUCAUAAAGUCUUUGUCUUGUCUUAACCUGGAAAUAAUUUACAAAAAUAAUGUAAUGAAGCUUAGACAACAAAAGUGGAAGGGGUCAGGGGACAGGAAGAUUGUGAUUAGUCCUCUUCUUCUGCUCCAUGCAGCUGCAUCAAAGAGGUCAUGGACUGGCCCUUCUUUUAAGGAUGCUCCUCACCCUACCCUUCUACAAAUUUGGACCUUAUUUGAUGUUUCAAAUAAUUUCUAUUUUUGGUUAUCUAUGAAACAAUGAUGGCCACCAUACAAAAAGUCUGUUGACUCUACAAAAUUGGCCAGUUGAUUUGUAUGCACCAGAAUUUCCAAGCUAGCAGUUACUAUAGUUUAUGUAGUAAUCAAAUUCUCUUUAAUCAGAGACUCAUGAAGCAUUAUGUUACACAUGAAUCAGAUUUCUAUUUUUUUUUU
Molecule: messenger RNA, 1935 nt
Organism: Budorcas taxicolor (takin)
Lineage: Eukaryota; Metazoa; Chordata; Mammalia; Artiodactyla; Bovidae
Gene: ECHDC1
Product: ethylmalonyl-CoA decarboxylase 1
Exons: 7
Coding region: 264-1199 (311 amino acids)
Biological process (GO): fatty acid beta-oxidation
Cellular component (GO): cytosol
Molecular function (GO): enoyl-CoA hydratase activity
Source: RefSeq, a predicted model, not a curated record